Actinia tenebrosa (Australian red waratah sea anemone) is the source of this 3417-nucleotide messenger RNA. RefSeq lists its product as uncharacterized. The record is from RefSeq and is a predicted model, not a curated record. NCBI's taxonomy places the organism in Eukaryota, Metazoa, Cnidaria, Anthozoa, Actiniaria, Actiniidae. Gene Ontology annotation, molecular function: ATP binding; microtubule binding; microtubule motor activity. Gene Ontology annotation, biological process: microtubule-based movement.
CCAAAACAAGGAAAUCAGUGAAGCAGUUUUAAUCAAGAAGUUGAGAAGUCAAGUCGCAAAACUAGCAAAAGACUUGGCUAAUGUUAGACAAAAUCAGAAUGGCCAAGCCAAGUCACCUCAACAAGAGACUGAGAAAGAAUUGAUUCAAGUCAUUGAUGGGUAUAUCGAAGGAAGGAUUGUCGAUCCAACUGCUUGUGGUAUAGACAGCCCUCACAAAGUUCGUGCUUGCCUGGCGUACCUCAAGAACCUGCUUGUACGUAGAACACCAAGACUAUCUGAGGAUCCCACAAGCUCUGAUGAAAAAGACAGCGGUGUAGGAAUGAGCUAUAAUGAACCUUUAAUAGCAGUCAGUAAUGAUAAUACUGAAGAAGAGCCGAGUAGUCCUACAAUGAUAGGAACUGAUAGUGGAGGAACAAGUGAAGAAUCAAUCCCCAGUCCCCUUCCUGUCACCCAAACUGAGGUUGUCAUGAAGCAGCGCAGAGAUGCCCAGCUAAAUACCCCCUCUUUCAAACCCCCUCAAAAAUUCUUUCCGACGAUCAGCACCGAGACCACAAGUUGUUCCCCUGAACAGAAAAUAAAUGAAAACACAGAAAAGGGAAGUCGUAGUGUUAACACGCUGAGGGAAACAGACAAACAAUUGAUUCUUUUGGAGCUAGAGAUCGAGAAAGAGAACUUGAUUCAAAAGAGUAAGUUACUGAAUACAGCACUUGCAAAUCAGAAGGCACGCGUUGUCAUCAUGGAGAAACAGGGCUGCCCGAUGGAUGAACUUGAUAAUGAGAGACUUGCAGAGCAGCAACUGAGAAGGAAACAGGCUGAAGUUGAAAAAUUAUUGUCAAAUAUUAUGAAGAACAUUCUUGAUACUAAAUCCAUCAAUACCGCUAAUGGUGUUACCGCUGACCAGAAUAUCGAUGGAUCGGGGAUUCAAGGUCAAAGUUCCGAGAUUGAUCCGCAAGUUUACCAACGUCGCAAGUUAGAGCUUAAAGAACAUUCUACGAGGCUUCGGCUGCUGACCUGUAGGCAAAAACUCGAUCGUGGGCUCAUAUCCACAGGAAGCCCACAAACAGUUUCAAAAGAGACAGAAUCCAAUCCAUCUGAGUCAUGUGGARGCGAAAGAAACACAAGGGAAACAAGCCCCUUGAACUCAUCGGAUGAAUCUGUAUCUGUCAAAGUGAUCGACGUCACGUCCAGGAAUGAAAGACGUCCGUCCUUUAGGUCACGUGGAAGACUCCCUAGUGCUCGGGCCCAGUCUUCCAUGAGCACAAAGGCAACAACAACGACGGAAAAUAAGCGAAAAAGCAAAUUUGGUGUUUUGAAUUUUAGAUCUGGAUCAAACAGGCAACCCAGAGGACUACAAGUAAAUUCCCAAAGAUCUGCCAGGAAAUCACACAUGAAUUCUAACAGGCAAUCCUAUGCGUCGCCUAGCAACGGGAGAACCAGUCAACAAUCCCAUGCGUCGCCUAGCAACGGGAGAACCAGUCGACAAUCCUAUGUGUUACCUAGCAAAGGAAGGUUUAGUCGGCAGUUCCGGGUAUCUCCUAGCAACAGCCAAAGCACUUCUCCAUCUGGAGGAAAUCAAGCCUACGGGAAUCCUGUGGAUCGCUCACGGCUGAUGAGACCAGUUGGAAAUCCAGACGCCGUACAAAGAAUUGACGGAGCAACUGUUAUUGGGCCUGGGUGUUUACGGACUCGCCGCCCUGCCACGUGCUCUCCCGCCCUCGUGACGAACAAGCGACCAAUAAAAAGAUAUCCUCGACCUGGUUCAAGCAGUGUGCAUUAUCAGUUUGAUCAAAGCAAAGGCUUCAUUGUCCGCACAAACGAAGACGUGUAUCGCGCUUCGAACUUUCGACAGCCCGUCCAAGAUGACCUAGGUGUCCAGUUUCUUGACAUUAAAGGAAAUGUUAGUCAACAGUCGUCACGAGGCACUUCUCCUGUCAGUCCUAAAAGGGAUCUGGCUCUAGAACAGGAAGGUGACGUCAUUUCUAUGUCACAUGAUAGGGAGAGGUUGCCUCCUAUUGUUUCUGCAGUUGCAAAAGACGAAGAAGAAACAAUGGAGUCACAUUUGCAAAGUCAAAGAACUCAAAUGGAUUCCGAAAAAGCUCCAGAAAAGGAAUUUCUUAAAGGAACGGAAUCCGACACUCCACAAAAGCUCCUUAAUGAUAAUGAGCCUAAGAGGGAACUUAUGGUUCAACGUCUCGUGCCCCCUACUGUUAUUAGUGCUCGGAAGCAACAGAUGGAGAGAGCGAGGCGCAUUCGACAAGUUACAAGUGCUGUUGAAGUGAUUCAGGAUGCUUAUAGACGUUAUAUAUGGCGCAAAACCAAAGCCAUUCAACCUGUUAGUGGAUAAAAUUCCCCUUAUUAGAUAAAUACCUCUUUAUUUUUAUUACUGAAGACUCGUCUGUACAGGCUUAGCCUCGUUUAAGAGCAAAUUUCAACUUUCAAAAAGUCAACUUUAAUGUAAAGUAUGUACAGCUUGAACAAUACCAAUGCUUUGAAAUCACACGGUUAUUUAAUGAUAUCUGUGAAUAGCUGACUUCAAAACGAGGCAAAACCUGUGCAAAUGAGUCUGUGGUCUUCAAAAACAGCGGUUUGCAUCGAAUGCGAAACUGGGGUACUAAUGAUAUGUUGUUUGCAACUGCGAUACGCUAAUUCCCGGCAUAGCGGUGUCAAAUGUUUGUGCAUGCGUAAUGUGAAGAUUUUUUAUCAGGGCGAUCACAAAAUUCUUCUAUCUGCGCAUGAUCUAUAAAAUAUUGAAUAGACCGAAAUUAUGAAUAUUAAUAUAUCUUAAGCUUUUAAAUUUUUGAAAAGAGUUUAUAGAAGGCAAGAGACUAGGUCGAGUCAGCUGAGCAAGCGCUGUGUUCAGUUCAUUACAUGAGUUGGUUUCUGGUUCUUAGGAUUUCCCAGAGCCGGAGAUUUCCGUGAAAUCAGUACUGGUCUGUGUAGAAGAGUGUGCAUGCGCUGUGAAGACAUAGUGCAAAGAUUUUGGCUCCCGAUAUUUUAUGUUUUCCCACAGGAAGCCCAAGCAAGGCAUCUUCGUACAUUACUGUAAGAAUAGAUCUAGGAGAGAAGUUAAAAUGGUACGGCCUUUUGAAUUCCAUAUACGUCAUGCUUUGCGGCCGUGGCUCGUACUUAGUCUCCCCAACUCGUCCCAGUCCCCGGCCAACUGUUUCUAUUGCGAGUUCUGGUUAAAAUUAUUUGUAGCUUCUUUUCCAAUCUUUAUUAGUCUUAUUUUUUGUCCUAUGUUCACUUCUAAGCCGGAAGUAGUCAUCAAAUGACUCGUACACUUCCGGCGUAAAUGCACGACCAAGUCGAUUAUUUAUAAACUAAACUAUUCAGUAGUAGUAAUCUCAUAAAAUCGAGUUUUAAACUCUAUAUCUGUACCGCAAAAUAUCGGAGUAAAAUUAUUUGUCGGAAGUCAAA